AUGUCUUCCGCGACUAUCACCAAAACAAACAUUGGUGUCUACACCAACCCCAACCACGAUCUGUGGAUUGCGGAGGCCACCCCAAAAGUAGAGGAUGUUCAGUCAGGAAAGGGUCUACAGCCAGGUCAGGUUACCAUUGAAGUACGAAGCACCGGUAUUUGCGGCUCCGAUGUCCACUUCUGGCACGCAGGCUGCAUCGGUCCCAUGAUCGUCACAGGCGAUCACAUCCUCGGCCACGAAUCUGCCGGCCAGAUCGUCUCCGUCGCGCCCGACGUUACCUCCCUUAAGGUCGGCGACCGUGUCGCCAUCGAGCCGAACAUCAUCUGCAACGCCUGUGAGCCAUGUUUGACAGGUCGCUACAACGGAUGCGACAAGGUCGACUUUUUAUCUACCCCGCCCGUCGACGGUCUGCUCCGUCGGUACGUGAACCACCCCGCCAUCUGGUGCCACAAGAUUGGCGACAUGAGCUAUGAAGACGGUGCCCUUUUGGAACCAUUAAGUGUGACCCUGGCGGCUGUGGAACGCAGCGGGCUGCGUCUCGGUGACGCGUUACUUAUCACCGGAGCUGGUCCGAUCGGUCUGAUUAGUUUGCUCAGUGCCCGUGCGGCUGGUGCCUGUCCCAUUGUCAUUACUGAUAUUGAUGAGGGUCGUCUGGCCUUUGCUAAGAGUCUGGUACCCGAGGUGCGCACCUACAAGGUGGAGAUUGGAAAGUCGGCCGAGGAGUGUGCCGAGGGUAUCAUCAAUGCCUUGAACGAUGGCCAGGGCUCUGGUCCGAAUGCGCUGCGCCCCAAGCUGGCUUUGGAGUGCACUGGAGUCGAGAGCAGUGUCAACUCGGCCAUCUGGAGUGUGAAAUUCGGUGGCAAGGUUUUCAUCAUUGGUGUUGGCAAGAAUGAGAUGACCAUUCCCUUCAUGCGUCUCAGCACCCAGGAGAUCGACCUCCAGUACCAGUACCGUUACUGCAACACCUGGCCCCGUGCCAUUCGCUUGGUGCAAAACGGUGUCAUUGACCUGCGCAAGCUGGUGACCCACCGCUUCGCCAUCGAGGAUGCUCUGAAGGCGUUCGAGACCGCUGCCAACCCCAAGACUGGUGCCAUUAAGGUGCAGAUUAUGAGCUCCGAGGAGGAUGUUAAGGCGGCUGAGGCGGGCAAGAGUCUGUAA
Molecule: messenger RNA, 1158 nt
Organism: Penicillium odoratum
Lineage: Eukaryota; Fungi; Ascomycota; Eurotiomycetes; Eurotiales; Aspergillaceae
Product: NAD(P)-dependent alcohol dehydrogenase
Exons: 2
Coding region: 1-1158 (385 amino acids)
Biological process (GO): D-sorbitol catabolic process
Molecular function (GO): L-iditol 2-dehydrogenase (NAD+) activity; zinc ion binding
Source: RefSeq, a predicted model, not a curated record